Messenger RNA from Phoenix dactylifera (date palm), 1122 nucleotides. Its product is annotated as late embryogenesis abundant protein D-34-like. Lineage: Eukaryota; Viridiplantae; Streptophyta; Magnoliopsida; Arecales; Arecaceae. The record is from RefSeq and is a predicted model, not a curated record.
CUCGCUAGAUACGGUUCUCAAGUCCCAUUCGGUAGUAAAAAGGACUGCAACUUUAUUGCAAGAACCAAAUUAACCCAGUCUUCUUCAAGGAUGAGCCAGGAACAGCCAAGGAGGACUCAACUGAAACAGGCCGAGACCGGCGCCCGCGCCCAAGGAGAGCCCAUCAAGUAUGGGGACGUGUUUAACGUCCAGGGGGAGCUGGCUCGCGAGCCGGUUGCUCCCGGGGACGCGGCCAUGAUGCAGUCCGCCGAGAACCAGAUCAUAGGCCAGACACAGAAGGGCGGGCCUGCCUCCGUCAUGCAGUCGGCCGCCGCCAGGAAUGAGAGAGCCGGGCUAGUUGGCCGCCGCGACGUCAGCGACGUUCCGGCUGACCAGGGCGUCACCGUCACCGAGACCGACCUCGCCGGCCAUCGCAUCGUCGCCGAGUCGGUCGGCGGACAGGUGGUGGGGAGGUAUGAGACGGCGGCUCCGGUGAGCACGACAACACCGACUGGGGUGGCGUAUGGCGAUGCAUUUACUAUUGGAGAAGCCCUCGAAGCGACGGCGAUGACGGCGGGGGAAAAGCCGGUGGACCAGAGCGACGCGGCGGCGAUCCAGGCAGCGGAAGCGAGGGCGACAGGACUGAAUGAGGUUCUGCCAGGGGGUGUCGGCGACGAGGCGCAGUCCGCAGCAAACGCCAACACUCGGUUGACGCGUGAGGAGGACAAGAUCAAGCUCAGAGACGUGCUAACUGAUGUGACUACUAAGCUUCCUGAGGACAAGGUGGUGACGCGGGAGGACGCGGAUCGGGUGGCGGGAGCGGAGAUGCGGAAUAGACUGGACGUGUCGACGCACCCGCGUGGCGUGGCGGAGAACGUAGCAUCGGCGGCAAGGCUCAAUCAGAACCCGCAGGUUUAGGCUUCUUAUGAUGGCGUUGGUGUUCGUGGUGAAAAAAAUAGGAGUUGCUUGAUAGUCUUAGUUAUGUGUGCGAGUCAGUUUCAUGUAUAUGUAGAGUUAGAGCGAGUGAAGGUGAUGUUUUGCAGUCUCGCGUUUUGCCUACUAUGGUUAUCGUGUGGAUUUGGUGUAACCGAUCGUCUUAGCCAAUAAAUUUUGCUUAUCCGAAAGCAUAUCUAACUGGAAAAA